Molecule: messenger RNA, 3215 nt
Organism: Cyclopterus lumpus (lumpfish)
Lineage: Eukaryota; Metazoa; Chordata; Actinopteri; Perciformes; Cyclopteridae
Exons: 19
Coding region: 77-2716 (879 amino acids)
Biological process (GO): cell surface receptor signaling pathway
Molecular function (GO): transmembrane signaling receptor activity
Source: RefSeq, a predicted model, not a curated record
AACUUUGCUCAAAGUCUAAGAGUUACAAAAUCUUUCCUCAGAAGCAGAGUGUCAGAGAGUCAGUGAGGACGUCAGGAUGGGACUCACUUUAGUUUGUGUGCCGGGGCUUUUCUUGAUGAAUAUUCUCCUCUACUGUGGACACGCUCAAGAUAUUUGGCUGUCCACUGAUCCAAACAGGUCCACUUUCUUUACUGGAGAGUCUGUUACCUUCACAUGUGACGUGAGGACAGGAGAAGAGACUGACUGGUAUUACUCAUUCAGGAGGAAUGGCGUUAAUUUUCUCUUCUACAGCACAGACAAGAUAAUUAGAUCACCACCUGUAACUCCAGGCUUCACUGAGAAAUAUCAGUGUUAUGCAACUCACAAGAGAUCAUCAGCUGUUUUCAUAGAAAGUAAUAAAGUGUCUCUAACUGUAACAGAUAAACCCAAGCCGGUCCUCACUGUGUCUCCAUUGUGGCCGAGUCCUGGAGACUCAGUGACUCUGACCUGCAGGGUUGAACAUCCAUCUGCAGGAUGGAGGUUCUUCUGGUACCAGGUUGUUCCCAAACUGGAGUCCUACAGCUAUGAGCUGCUACCUGGUAGCUCCACUGGGACUGAAGAGGACUCCUUCAUUGUUCAUGGACAGACGCACACAGCAGGAUAUGUGUGCAGAGCUGGAAGAGGAGAUCCAUUGUUCUACUCUUCGUAUAGUGAACCUCAGUUCAUCUGGUCUGGAGAUUUCCAUCCAGCAGCGUCUCUCACAGUGAGUCCUCCCAGAAUGCAGUUCUUCAGCAAAGAGUCACUGUCACUGAGCUGUGAGGGAAACUCUCCUGAGUGGAGAGUGAGAAGGUUUAUUAAAUAUGUACACCUGGCAUAUUGUUCUUCCUUGGGAACCAUGACUGGAUCUACAUGCAGCAUCAACUCUAUUGGGAUUAGUGGAGUGUACUGGUGUGAGUCUGAAACAGGACAGUUCAGCAAUGCAGCCAACAUCACUGUACAGAGCGGUGAUGUCAUCCUGGUGAGCUCUGUCCAUCCUGUGACUGAGGGACAUUCUGUCACUCUCAGCUGCAGGUUGAGGACAGAAAAGGUUCUUUAUAAAGUGGAUUUCUAUAAAAAUGACAAACUCAUCUCAAAUGAUGCCAGCGGGGAGCUGUUUAUCUCUGAAGUUACAAAGUCAGAUGAAGGUUUUUAUAAAUGUGAAGGAAGAGAUUCACCACAAGGUUUCAGGAGUUUGACGUCACCAGAGAGUUGGUUGUCAGUUAAAUCUGCAACAACAAGCUCUCCAGUUCCCGUGCUGUUGGUUGUUGGUCUGGUUUGUGGAGUUUCACUGAUUAUUCUGCUGCUGCUGGUUCUGUAUUGCUACAGAAAGUCAAAAGAUUCACGCCUCGUGAGGUCUCAGAGCACCAAUCAGAGCCCAGCUACAGACCACGUGACCAACCAGGUUGAAACUCAAAACAAUGCAUAUGCCUCUCUUCUCCAUGGUGAUUCUUGUCUCUAUGAAACAAUCAGAGGCUCUGAAGAACCUGGACAUGGGAACAAUAAUGAACCAGAGGAGAGCGUUUACUCCAAUGUGACGAUGGGAACAGCUGCAGCUUUAUGGAAAAGGGGAGGAAGUUUAACUGAAGAAGAAGGUGGAGAAAACGUCCAAUCCAAUGCUGCAGUUUCAAACUUUGCUCAAAGUGUAAAAGCUACAAAAGCUUCUCAGAAGCAGAGCGGAGUGAGGAUGGGACUCACUUUGUGUUGUGUGCUGGGGCUUUUCUUGAUGAAUAUUCUCCUCGACUGUGGACACGCUCGAGGUUUUUAUACAACUUCCUUUCUUAUUAAAUCUUCACUCAAGACAAUUCUCCACUUAUUGCCACUCUUUUUACACAUUAUAUAUAUUUGGCUGUCCGUUGACCCGAACAGGUCCACUUUCUUUACUGGAGAGUAUGUGACCUUCGUAUGUGACCUGGGGAGAGGAGAAAACCCUGACUGGUAUUACUCCAUCAGCCUGGAUGGAAAAAGAUCUCCCCCCAACAGCCCGAAGAAGAGACUUAAAUCACAAUCUCUAACUUCACGCCACAGUGGUGGAUAUCAGUGUAUCGCGGCUCACAAGAGCUCACCAGCUGUUAUCAUAGAAAGUAAUACAAUCUCUAUAACUGUAACAGAGCGACCAAAGGCCCGACUGAGCAAAGGUUCUCCUGUAGGGGGCAGUGUGUCCCUGACCUGCUCUGUGAGUUCAUCAUCACCAUCUUCAUCUGGUUGGAAAUACUUCUGGUACAGAGGCAAGAAAACCUCUGAACCCCUGAUCACACGAGAUGAUGUUCUCCUCACAAACGGACGAAUCGGUGUCUCACAAGGAGGAGGAGGAGGAGGAGGAGAAGGAGGAGGAGAAGGAGGAGGAGGAGGACGAGGACGAGAAGGAGGAGGAGAAGGAGUCUACUGGUGCAGAGGAGGAAGUGGAGACCCAGUUUACUACACAGAGUACAGCACACCAGCCGUCACUCACAGAGCUGUUGUGACUCUGCAGCCCGACUGGCCUGUGAUUUACUCCGGAGAGACCAUCACUCUCACCUGUGACAUAAAGGACGGAGGAGAAGCUGAGUGGGAGUAUCGAUGGGAAACAUCCAGCUCACCUCGAAACCCAAGUGGCCCCAUGAUCAGACCAUCACACAGUGGAGACUACUGGUGUAGGGGCAGACUGAACCAUGAAACCUCUUCCACUCUACCAAUCAGAGCCCAGCUACAGACCACGUGACCAACCAGGUUGAAACUCAAAACAAUGCAUAUGCCUCUCUUCUCCAUGGUGAUUCUUGUCUCUAUGAAACAAUCAGAGGCUCUGAAGAACCUGGACAUGGGAACAAUAAUGAACCAGAGGAGAGCGUUUACUCCAAUGUGACGAUGGGAACAGCUGCAGGUCAAUAACACAUCUUUAUGGACAGAACCAGAGAAUGGAUGACAACAUGAAAAACCACAUCCUUGUCUUUUUUAUAAUUAUUGUGUGAACUUCUUCUUUCCUUCAAUAAGACAGUAUUUUGUACAGUUAACCUAUUAGCACAUCAUUUAAAGAAAAUACAUCAUCUGGCUUUAAUAUUCAGUUUUACUUGGUGAAAUGUCUUCACUUUAUUACAUAUAAUAAAUCAAAUGUUAGGAAUGAGUGUUUUGUAUAUACAGUUUUCUUCUCUCUUCUGGUACAGUCACUUUGUUGUACACAACUUUGAAUGGAUGAUAAUGCGGAUAUAAAGUCAUCCUCUCUU